AAAAAAAAUGCUACGCCGAUUCUCGAAGAAGAACAAAAAUCCGGAGGGUGGCAGCGAUGAUGCUUCAAGGAAGCAAAAGAAGCUUUUGAGCAAAUUUCUGGAAUUCAUCACUUCCUCUAUUUGGUCGAUUCCAAUUGCAUCGUUCAUAGAGUCACAGUCUGUUGUUUUUGAUCGUCAACAAAUGGAAACUGAUGUCUAUAUUAUGAUUCAUAAGGAGUACUCUCAGCUUAUUGAUACUUUGAUUGAAUGCUUCUGCGAAGACGUUGGAACGACUCCCACCGAGCUGGUCGCUGCCAUUCAACUUUUCAACCAAAAAGAUGUCUCCCAACAGUAUAAGGUAGCCCUCGAGCCACUUCUCGCCGCACAGAACUUCAACGUUUUCGUGCCAAUGAUGAUGCGAAAAAACAUCGAGCUUCAGCUCCAGGCGCUUCAAAUGAUCGAGUUCAUGUGUGGUCUGAUCCCCUCGGUGCUUCAACUCGAAGACGGUGAAACUCUGCGCAACAUGAAGAAGCUGUCACCGGAGGAAACCGAACGAUAUGUGCUCAUUUCGGUGCUCCGUCACAGCAAGGACGAGUACGACUCGAUGCAGAAGGGUAGCGAGGAGCUGGAGAUGAUGGCACAGAAUAGCCGAAUUCAGCGAGAGGCGUUGGAGCAGGAAAUUCGGAAGGAAGAGAUUCUGCUCCAGCAAGCGUUGGAUGAGGGAGCGAGAGCCCAGAAUCAGAAUCAGAAUCAAGGAACAUCAUCUACUCAGACAGAUGGAGUCAAUGCUCCACUGAGAUCAGUGGCUGCAAUGAUGGCAGCCACGUUUGCAAUCGACACGGCAACUAGUACUGAUGAUGUCACCUACAAAUUUCUAGAUCAGUCCACAGGAACCAUGACAUCAUCAACUGGUGUUUCUGUCGGUACUUUGACCAAUACUGGAGUCUCCUCGGGAACUAUGACGUCCGGAGUUGACACUGGAACUGAUGCAGACGGAACAGUCGGCCGUCCAAAAUCUGCGAAACGUGUUGGAUCCGCUGUUGGUAAGCGAUCGGUUUCAAAAGGAACUCCAUCUGAAGAUGCCAAAAAAUCUUCGGGCUCUUCCUCACCAGAUGAAGCCGAAAAAUCGAAGAGGGAACGCCCUGGAACUUCUGUGAAGAAGGCAAUAGGCAUAGUAGCUGCUAACUCGGAAAUGAGCUCGAAUGGGACACAGAUGGAUGUUCCGGUAGACGAGGAAGGAACCAAAAAGCGACCGGGUACCACAUCGAAAAAGUCAAUCGCCACGGUGACAGCGUCGCCAGAAAUGAGCUCUAAGACUACUCAAAUGGAACCCGAGCAAGAUGGGGAGGGCAAAAAGAGACCGGAAACUUCAAAGGGUGCUAAUGAGAGGAAGUACUCAAAUGCCGGCUUAGAAGACAUUGUAGGUCCGAAAAGUAGCCCUCACGAGGAAAAGAAAUCGAGUCACCCAUCAUCUCGAAAGGGCAGCAAAGCCACCGACGAAAAUGCUCCAGCCACACGACCGCCCAGCAGAAAGGCAGCCGGAGGAUCCCACGAGCCCCGUGCAAAAACUCCAAAUCAGAAGAAUAAAGACGAGAGACCAACAACGCGUCGUUCUUCGGUUGACAAGAACGCGCCGAAGAGAAACGACAGUGUUCCACGUGAGAGAAAGAGUUCUGUAUCCCAUGAUGAAUCGAAGCCGCCCAAACCGAUAGGACCUCUGCGGGGCAACAAGUACGACGGAGAUGUUGUGCUCGGGCGAGCAGAGUCGCCUGGGAUAGAUCAUGGGCCGAGAAGGAAAAAUUUGAACGAUGUUAAUUCCCAUUUGGUAGAUACGAACCGUCUCAAUAGCUCCGACGUUCGAGUUCGUGCUCAAUAUCUUCGAGAGCAGCGCGACAAGCUUCUUCAAAUGAAAAAUGCGGAACGCAUCAAGCAAAUGACUGAUAUCCAACAAAAUGCGUCUCUGGAACGUCCAAAGACAGCGGCACGUGCCCGUGAGAUUCUGGAUAAGGACAAGAAGGAGGCGGUGGCGAUUCGAAAAGAGAUCAGUGAUAAGCUCAAGACACAGAUUCUUACUUUGCAUCAUUAAAACCACUUUUUUUUGUAUUUUUCUGUUUUUUCCAAUAAAGAUAUUA
Messenger RNA from Caenorhabditis elegans, 2111 nucleotides. It is a transcript of the gene cfap-36, whose product is annotated as Cilia- and flagella-associated protein 36. Bases 8 to 2065 code for a protein of 685 amino acids. Gene Ontology annotation, cellular component: cilium; axoneme. The transcript is spliced from 7 exons. NCBI's taxonomy places the organism in Eukaryota, Metazoa, Nematoda, Chromadorea, Rhabditida, Rhabditidae. The record is from RefSeq and is marked reviewed.